AGCAGUUUACCGAUCAACGGAAAGAGCCGAAGAGCGCAGCUCGGUCAUGUGAUCAGCUAUGUCCAAUCACAGCUGAUCUCAUGGGACAUGUACACUGAUCAUCAAGGCACUGAUGAUCAGUGUGCCCUGAUGAUCAGUGUAGCCCCAGCAGUGCCACCUGUCAGUGUCCAUCAAUGCCAGCUGUCAGUGCCACUUGCCAGUGCCCAUCAGUGCCACAUCAAUACCACAUAUCAGUGCCACAUAUCAGUGCUCAUCUGAGCUGCCAGUCAGUGCCACCUAUCAGUGCCAGUCAGUGCAACCUAUCAGUGCCGCCUAUCAGUGCCAUAUAUGAGUGCUGCCUUUCAGUGCCCAUCAAUGAUGCCUAUCAGUGCCACCUAUCAGUG
Staurois parvus is the source of this 383-nucleotide messenger RNA. Lineage: Eukaryota; Metazoa; Chordata; Amphibia; Anura; Ranidae. The record is from the annotation of a GenBank genome assembly.